This is a messenger RNA of Poecilia reticulata (guppy), 1570 nucleotides long. RefSeq names its product RNA polymerase I subunit F (gene polr1f). Gene Ontology annotation, biological process: DNA-templated transcription initiation; transcription elongation by RNA polymerase I; DNA-templated transcription. The record is from RefSeq and is a predicted model, not a curated record. NCBI's taxonomy places the organism in Eukaryota, Metazoa, Chordata, Actinopteri, Cyprinodontiformes, Poeciliidae. Gene Ontology annotation, cellular component: RNA polymerase I complex.
CUUCCGGUUUACAUGAGGCAUGGCGAACUUGGACCAUGCCGAAGACGACCAAAACCACGUGAAAAUGCCCGGUGAGCUACCCGCUGCUGGCUCGCCAGUCAAACCGGGUCAAGGGUCCUGUGCGCCGGGUGGAACUCCAAGCACCAUCCCUUCGUUCGCCGCCGCCUCGGAGCUGCUGUCUGCUCCGUACUCCUGCCUGGUGCUGAACACGCACCGCAGACAUGUAGCGCUGCCUCCUGUCUAUCUGAACAAGAAAAGGACGGGGAUACAGGAGGAGCUGGACGCCGAGCUGCUCAAGUUCUCCCAGAGUCUGCACGGAGUUCCUUUAGCAUAUGACAACAUCCGGAUUGCGACUCAACAAGGAGACAUUUACGACGACAGCGGCUACAUCCACAUGGACAUUGAGGCCAACUUUAUUGUUUUCCAGCCCAAAAAAGGACAGAAACUCUUGGGAAAGGUGAAUAAACUCGGAGUGAGCCACGUGGGCUGCCUCGUACACGGCUGCUUCAACGCCAGCAUCCCCAAACCGAAUCUCGUCUCCGUGGAAACCUGGAGGGACGGCGGGCCGAGUAUCGGGACGGAGCUGGAGUUCAAGGUGAUGACGCUGGAUGCCGACGCCGCAGGGGUGCUGCUGAUCAGGGGUCAGCUGGACAGAACCAGGGUGCAGGAGCUGAUGGCUAUGAGCGAGAACUCGGAGUCGAGCGUUCCUGCCGACCAGGAAGAUCCACAGGAAGCAGAGCCGGCCCCGGAAACAAAGGAAGCAGAGCUGGCCCCGGAGACGACCCACGACGGCACGCCCAAGAAGAAGAAGAAAAAGAAGAAGGAGAAGGAGAAAGAAAGAAUCAAAGAGGAGGAGACGGAGGAACAGAUAACAAAGACACCACCGGGUCUGAACGGAUCCACGGAGCAGACAAACAGUUCGGACACUCCAGAGAGGAAGAAGAAAAAGAAAAAGGAGAAACACGUGAAGGAAGAGGAGGAGCGAAUGGAGGUUUCGGCCUUGGAGAACCACCGUGGCUUCGGUGACAAACCGAGCAAGAAAAGGAAGCUUGAAAGCGGGACAGAUGCACCGUCAGGGGACGACGUAACCCCGAAAAAAUCCAAGAAGAAGAAAAAGAGUGAUGUUUAGGAGUUCACCCUGAAGUAAUAAAUUGCAGACUCCAGAGGUGACCUUAAUAGGAGCUCAAUUUUAAAACGUUUAAAUUAAGUCCUGCAGAAAAAAAAAGAUCAAUGGUGUCUCUUCUCAGUCAGUUGUAGUUCCGCUACACCGCCUGAUGGUGGCGCAAAACCACCGCAGAUGAACACACUGGCAGGCAACAAUCGGGGAUGAAAACUGGUCAGUUCUGACAUGAAAGUCAACUCAUUUUCCUCAUGUGCCUUUCUGAGAUUUCUUCCUUGCCGACAGACUGCUUUGACAAAAGCUCCAUUAAAAAGUGAGUGCUUUUUAAGGAUCAUGCUCAUAACCCAUGCAGCACAGUCACAGUAAAGACGGAGAACGUUUUUCUCCAGACUGUUUUUAUCUUGAGAGAGAACUGCAGAAAUAUAAAAUAAAUAUCUGAUUCUCAUGCCA